AUGGCGGACCAACACGAAGUUGAUCUGGACUCCAUAAUCGACCGCCUCCUUGAGGUCCGUGGCAGCCGCCCAGGCAAGCAGGUCCAGCUGCUGGAGGCUGAGAUCCGUUAUCUCUGCACUAAGGCUCGCGAGAUUUUCAUUUCUCAGCCCAUCCUCCUCGAGUUGGAGGCCCCUAUUAAGAUCUGCGGAGAUAUCCACGGUCAAUACUAUGACCUUCUGCGUCUAUUUGAGUACGGUGGCUUCCCUCCCGAGGCCAACUAUCUCUUCCUUGGCGACUACGUAGAUCGAGGAAAGCAAUCGCUCGAGACCAUCUGCCUUCUCCUGGCCUAUAAGAUCAAGUACCCCGAGAACUUUUUUAUCCUCCGUGGCAACCAUGAGUGCGCCUCCAUCAACCGAAUCUACGGUUUCUACGAUGAGUGCAAGCGUCGCUAUAACAUCAAGCUGUGGAAGACUUUCACCGACUGCUUCAACUGCCUCCCUAUCGCUGCUAUCAUCGACGAGAAGAUCUUCACUAUGCAUGGCGGUUUGAGCCCCGAUCUCAAUUCUAUGGAGCAGAUCCGUCGCGUCAUGCGCCCCACAGAUAUUCCUGACUGCGGUCUGCUUUGCGACCUGUUGUGGUCAGACCCGGACAAGGAUAUCACCGGUUGGAGCGAGAACGAUCGUGGUGUCUCUUUCACAUUCGGCCCCGAUGUGGUAUCUCGAUUCUUGCAGAAACACGACAUGGACCUUAUCUGCCGUGCUCAUCAGGUUGUUGAGGACGGCUACGAGUUCUUCUCGAAGCGUCAACUCGUCACUCUGUUCAGCGCUCCGAACUACUGUGGAGAGUUCGACAAUGCGGGUGCCAUGAUGAGUGUGGAUGAGAGUCUCCUCUGUUCAUUCCAGAUUCUCAAGCCCGCUGAGAAGAAGCAAAAGUACGUCCAUGGCCUCGGAGGCAGUAGACCCGUCACUCCUCCCAGGAAGCAGUCCAAAACCUAA
Phaeoacremonium minimum UCRPA7 is the source of this 975-nucleotide messenger RNA. Its product is annotated as putative serine threonine-protein phosphatase pp1 protein. Gene Ontology annotation, cellular component: cytoplasm; nucleus. The transcript is spliced from 4 exons. Bases 1 to 975 code for a protein of 324 amino acids. Gene Ontology annotation, molecular function: protein serine/threonine phosphatase activity. The record is from RefSeq and is a predicted model, not a curated record. NCBI's taxonomy places the organism in Eukaryota, Fungi, Ascomycota, Sordariomycetes, Togniniales, Togniniaceae.